AUGUCCCUGCAGUCCGGCGCCCGGACCUCCGAAUCCGUUCUGGUUCCCACUUUAUCAUCGGUGCCGGGUGCCCCACAGAUCCCGGCUGAGACUCAGCCCCGAAGAAACGCCAAGCUCUCCGGAAGACCCGGGUUAUUGUCGCAGCCCAACCAUCAGAUACAGACAAUUUAUGACAUCGUAAAUUGGGCGGCGGAGACAUACGAAGACAAGCCAGCUUUGGGAGCACGAGCACCUGGUGCUGGUAAUGCAAAUGCGGUAAAGAAAUCGCUGAGAAAUUCUCCGUACACCUACACUUCAUACCGAGAUUAUCGAAAACUGGUUCAUGAAGUUGGGUCUGGUUUCCGGGCGGUAGGUCUACAAGAGAUUGACAUGAUCCUCGUCCCACAAUGGCUAUCAAUCGCCCAUGGUGCAUCUUCACAGUCCAUGGUAUUCGUGACAGCCUACGAAGCUCUUGGUCUUGCUGGCCUCGAGCAUUCUCUAGAGUCCACGGGCGCCAAAGCCAUCUUUGUGGAUCACCAUCUCUGUCCGAAGGUCACUUCUGCACUGACAACCAAAGCUCUACCGCGCGUUGAGGUUAUAGUCUAUAACGACCAGCCGGUUGAUACACGUGAGUCAGGCGCUGAGUGGAUCAACGGCUUACUAGAACUCAAGAAGACUCGUCCCGGACUCCAGGUACUGAGCUUUAGCAAGCUAUGCGUGGCCGGCCGGAGCAAGAUGAGCGAGCCUGUUCCACCUCGUAGAGAGGAUUUGUGCGCCAUCUACUAUACUUCUGGAUCUACGGGGAUACCGAAAGGAGUUCCGGUGAAGCACAAGGCUAUUGUAGCGGCGGUUACUGGCCUUGACUCCGUUAUCGGUGACUACCUCUCACCAACCGAUUCUUUCCUUGCGUACCUACCCCUAGCUCAUGUCCUCGAAUUCGCCUUCGAAAAUAGCUGUCUCGUUUGGGGCGUAAAAAUGGGCUAUGGUGGCGCCCGUACGCUAUUCGACCACGCCGCCCCAUCCGGCAAACUCGAAAUGGGGGAUUUGCGCGCAUUCCAGCCCACCUUUAUGAUCGGUGUACCUGCCAUCUGGGAAAGAGUCAGAAAGGCGAUUUUGACCAGCAUCAACAUUGCCAGCUUAGUUGACAGAGUCACCUUCUGGACGUGGCUGAAGGCCAAAGAGCUAUGGUCCGCAACCGGAUUGCCGGGGACAGGUGGCUUCAACUGCGUCAUAUCUUCCGCAGCCGGCAAAGUCGUCGGGUCUAGGCUGCGGUUCGCCAUGUCGGGCGGUGGACCCGUGGCAGACAGCACGCAGCAUUUCUUGACCAUGGUGAUGGCGCCGUUGAUCAGCGGGUAUGGGCUGACCGAGACCAUGGCCAUGGGCGGCCUCAUGGAUCCGGGGCAAUGGCGGCCAGGGUCUAUGUGCAUACCAGCGAGCAUAGAAAUGAAACUGGUCGACUACCCCGAGGCAGGCUACUUCACCAGGAAUAACCCUACGCAAGGAGAGAUUUGGAUACGGGGCGAUAGCGUUAUGGAAGGAUACUAUGACAACCAGGAAGAAUCCAAGAGUGCCAUCGCGCCUGGCGGUUGGCUUCGCACUGGCGACAUUGGGCAGUGGGAGCCCACAUGCAGCGGCGACGACAUCCACUUCAGGAUCAUUGACAGGAAGAAGAACCUCGUCAAAACACUUAAUGGGGAGUACAUCGCACUUGAAAAGCUGGAGUCAAUCUACCGCUCUGCAACGUUCGUAGCCAAUAUCUGCAUUCAUGCAUCUCCCAACCGCGCAAAGCCUUUGGCUAUUGUCAUUCCGUCACCGCCAGCUCUAAAGGAGUUGGCUACAAGACAUGGACUGGAUCCAAGCGCGGAAUUAUCAGUGCUUACGCAAUACUCAGGUGUUGUUAGAGACACUCUCCAGCAGUUGCAGCAAAUCGCGAAGGAGGCUGGCCUCGCCUCAAUCGAGGUGGUUGAGUCGGUUGUCCUUGUCGACGAUCAAGAGUGGACUCCGCAAAAUGGCUUGACAACGGCCGUUGGGAAGCUAAACCGACGAGAAAUCGUGAAUCGCUAUCAGGGGAUCAUUGAUCGCGUCAACAGUGACUGACAGCUGACGGUAGUUUGCUGAAAGGCGAUGAAACAAGCCGAUAGUGAAGUCGAGAAUUGUGAAUCAGCUGCUAAAUAAUGCCCUCAGCACCCCGUUGACAGCUUAUGGCAGUUGCGCAACAACGCUCGCGCUGCGACUUGUUUCUUGGGAGAGUCAGUGAAAGAAAUUAUUAUUUGGUCAAUGAGAAUGUUCGUUCGGGGAGAAAUUACUGAAUUCGAGUUAUUGAAAGGCUUGGGCCCGCGUUGUUGGAGGGCAAUUGCACUAGCGGCCUGACUCAACAGCAUUAUUCCUAGGGCCAAUAACUACC
Molecule: messenger RNA, 2383 nt
Organism: Colletotrichum phormii
Lineage: Eukaryota; Fungi; Ascomycota; Sordariomycetes; Glomerellales; Glomerellaceae
Product: long-chain-fatty-acid-CoA ligase-like protein
Exons: 7
Coding region: 1-2076 (691 amino acids)
Biological process (GO): long-chain fatty acid metabolic process; long-chain fatty-acyl-CoA metabolic process
Cellular component (GO): plasma membrane; endoplasmic reticulum; lipid droplet
Molecular function (GO): long-chain fatty acid-CoA ligase activity
Source: RefSeq, a predicted model, not a curated record